Sipha flava (yellow sugarcane aphid) is the source of this 834-nucleotide messenger RNA. RefSeq lists its product as uncharacterized. The transcript has a single exon. Gene Ontology annotation, molecular function: nucleic acid binding. The coding region runs from base 1 to 834 and encodes 277 amino acids. The record is from RefSeq and is a predicted model, not a curated record. NCBI's taxonomy places the organism in Eukaryota, Metazoa, Arthropoda, Insecta, Hemiptera, Aphididae.
AUGAAAGAUUGUCGACCAGUGAUUUACCUAGAUGAAACCUGGGUAAAUCAGAAUCAUUCACGAUCUCAUAUUUGGCAAAAUAACGAAGGAACAGAAGGGUUAAAAGUACCAAUCGGUAAAGAAGGUUGUCUAAUUAUUACACACGCUGGGUCAUCUCGAUACGGGUUCAUAGAAGGGUCAAAAUUAGUUUUUAAAUGUCAAGCGAAAAAUUCUAUUGACUAUCAUUCAUCAAUGAACGCCGAUGUUUUUAAAGUAUGGUUUGUAGAUAUGUUAAAGCUACUUCCCGAACCAUGCGUUAUUAUCAUGGAUAACGCACCAUAUCAUUCCAUGUAUAUUAAUAAUUACCCAAAAUGUAAUGCUCGAAAAGCUGAUGUGCAGAAUUGGCUGAAAAAUCAAGGCGUUAAUUUUUCACCACUAGAAACAUUAGCUGAAUUGCGUGAACGACUUAAAUUGUUAAUACCGUCGUUUAAAAGGUACGAGUUAGACGAAAUCGCGUGUUCGAUGGGCCAUGAAGUAAUUCGGCUACCACCGUAUCACUGCCAGUACAACCCUAUCGAACUCAUAUGGGCGCAAGUCAAAAGUGAAGUGGCAAAAAAAAAUAACACUUUUAAAAUGGUGGACGUCGAAAGACUUACAAAUGAGGCGUUGGAUUCGGUAUCAAAAAGUGACUGGGAGAAAUGUGUUGAAUAUGCUGAGAAGAUUCAAGAUGAAGAUUACGAAAAGGAAAUAUUGAGAGACAGUUUGACGGAGCCAAUGAUUUUAACAUUUGCAUCUGAUGACAGUGAUUUCGGUACUGACGGAGACAGCGAAAACGACGUUGAAGAACUAGAAUAA